AUGGAAGUAAACGCUUUGAAAGGAGCGCCAGAUGAGCGAAUCCGGGAGGUACAAGCGGCUACCACACAGGACCAAUGUAUGCAGUCCCUGUUGAGCACUAUAAAAGAUGGUUGGCCAGAAAGCAAGAAGGAUGUACAAAAUGAUCUGAAGCCAUAUUUUGAUGUGCGAGACACAUUGAGCCAUCAAAAUGGAAUUAUUCUAAAGGGAGAAAGAAUAGUUAUCCCAGCAUCACUCCGUGACACCACAAAGAAACGAUUGCACUCUGCAUAUUUGGGAUACGAUAGUAUGAUGAGACGAGCUCGAGACACCAUAUUUUGGCCCGGAAUUGCAACAGAAGUACGACAGCUAGCAGAGAACUGUGAGGCUUGCCAGCAAUACAAACCACAAAACCAGAAAGAGCCAUUAAAAGAGUACGAGGAAGGACAAGUACCUUGGAAUAAGGUUGGAAUUGACCUUUUCGAGAUCAAGGGAAGAGAUUAUCUAGCCACGGUUGACUGUUUCUCGUGUUUCAUAGAAGUUGACCACCUAAGCACUGCCACAAGUAAACAGAUAAUCAUCAAACUCAAAGGACAUUUUGCAAGAUAUAGCAUACCAAGUGAAAUGGUAACUGACUGUGGUUCACAAUUUAUUUCUUCCGAGUUCAAGACCUUCACCAAACACUGCGGAAUUAAGCAUGUAACAUCGUCACCCCUCCAUCACCAAUCGAAUGGAAAAGCGGAAACUGUGGUUAAAACUAUAAAGCUAAUGAUGAAGAAGUCACUGCGGGACAACACUGAUCAAUAUGAGGCUUUACUCGAACUGAGAAACACGCCACGCUACGCCAGGGUACUGGACAAAGCCCAGCUAAAAUGAUGUUUGGUCGAGCAACACAAUCAUUCCUACCAGCCAGUUCGAACACAAAACCAGAACGGGCGAGAAAUGCAACACAGAAGAGAGCCAGACACCGCCUUCUGUUUAAGCAAAGACCUAUGACUUUUUGUAAAAAUAGGGAGAUGUUGAUAUUUGGUUUUGAGCCCGCACUCGGGAGUCCUAGCGGGCGCGCAUGCGUAAGUUGUUGUUCUUAAAAAGCAUGGCGUGAAGGCCACCUUUUCGUAUUAAACUAGAACUUAAUUGAGCUUAAUACAGACUUGUAGUCUUUUUUAACAUCUGUGCUGCAAUCCAAAUUAUGCAUUCAAUGUCUAUACCCUGGACAUUAUGAAAGAUACUGCAAAGGUAUUAAGUGCGAAGCUCAUGGUUGUAAUAGAAGACAUCAUAGUCUGCUGCACUUGAACAAUGUGCAAUACCCAACAUUGGAAAUCGCGAAAAGAUCAAACCAAGUAGUGCCUUGUGAUGCAAGUGUACAAACGAAUGCAGCUAACGUUAGCCCAAUCGUCUACAAGACCACGACAGCGUCAGUGCCAGUCGUAGCAGUCGUCGUAUGCGGUAAAGACGGCAAGAAGAAAUCGACAUAUGCAUUAUUAGAUCAGGCAAGUGAAGCGUCGUUCAUCCAUAGCAAUUUAGCGCAACAUCUGAAUAACUGGUACGAAAGGUAUACUCUCAGUGAAAUCUUUAACUGGCUGUAAAUCAAGGCACGUGGAGAGAGUAUCUCUUAAUGUAGAGUCAGCUAGUCAUUCUUGUGGAGGAUCAAAGAUGUAGUGUAAAGAUGUCAUCAUUACCGAUACGCUAGACGCUGGAUGUCCAACUCAAGGUUGUUCCGAAACAAGAAAACAUUACUGACUGGAAGCACUUAUCGGACGUUGAAUUUCCUGACAUCGAUUGCAACGGUAUCGAGCUGCUAAUCGGGGCUGAUAAUCCAGCAGAUUCACCGAUGAGAUCAGACUUCUUCUGAAAGGGGGAUUCCGGUUGACUAAAUUUUCAAGCACAAGUAAAGAUGUACUCGCUACUCUGCCAGCAUCAGAACGAGCGAGCUCGUCAAUGAAUCUAGACUUAGAUAAGUUACCGACAGAGAGAGAUCUCGGAAUACAGUGGAAAGUUCAUGACGACGUGUUUCAAUUUAAUGUCACUAACGUAGAAACGAAACGAAACGAGGUAUGUAGGGUUCAUCGCCCUUGUGACAUUGCUUGGUAAAAUACAGCUACAAACAUUGUGGCAAUUGAAAAUGACCUGGGAUCAACAACUUCUUGAUGAAGAGCUGUAAAAAUAUGGCGAAAAUGGAAAAACGCACUUUCGCUUUUGUCUAACGUUAACGAUAUGAUACAAUUCGAACAGAUAAAGUGAAAAGAAGACAAAGUGCCAAAAGAUAUCGGAUGCGAGUGAGAAGGGAUACGGUCGUGCCUCUUAUUUCCGAAGCGAAUUCAAGGAUGGAUCAAUUGCUUGUACUCUGGCCUUUGGCAAAGCUCGUGCCGCACCUCUACGGAAAAUUCCCAUUCCUCUUUAGAACUACAAGCCGAAGUUUUGGCAGUACGUAUAAGUGAGAUGAUUCAACGCGAAGUUCAGAUUAACUUUAGUAAGAUCAUUUCUGAUUGGACAGACUCGGAAGUGGUGUUGAAGACUUGAAGUAUAUCAUGAAUGAAAAUAAACGCUUCACCGUUUUCGUUGGUAAUCGGAUAGCAGAGAUUAGAAAAAGUCAGUAUUCAGACGGAAAAGUGAUCUCAGAGAAACAUAUUUCAAACUUUUUGUGAGGGAGUUUGCCCUCACACCCUUCUUCUAGAAGGUACCAUUCUUCUAGAAGGUUCCCAUCUUCGGCGCUCGUUCGAUAAAAUCGACAGCCAGCCUGUUACUAAAACUUGUAAUCGGAUAGCAGAGAUUAGAAAAAGUCAGAAUUGGAUCAAUGGAGGUACUGCCCCGGUGAAAAAAACCCAAGUGAUGAUGCUUCACACAUCUCCCUUGCAGUUGACUACGGAUUGCCGAUGACUGAAUGGACCCUCGUUUCUGAAAGGAGCAGAAUCGGCUUGGCCUAAUACGUCGCUGGGAAAUUUAGAGGAUGAUGAGUAUUCGAGCGAGGACGACAUUCAAAGUAGCAUAUGAUAUGCAUGGUUAUCGGAAUUGAUAUUCUUAUCCUACAUCAACUACGUUAAAGGUAUUCCACUCGGAGUCUGCGAAAGAGAAAGUUGUAUGGCUAACAAGAUUCAACUUAUAUCUACAGUAUUUCUUUUUUUUUUCUGUGUUGGUGCAAUGUACUCAGGUGAAUAUGAUGCUUGUGAUGUUACGUCGUAACUCUUCGCUCUAUUUCUGCCCUCGAGUAAGAUCGGGUUCUGAAGAAUUAAGAAAUGCGGAGAACGAUAUUCUACGAUUAGUACAGCGGCGCACGUUUACGCAGACAAAUAUCAGCAUCUCAGCGAAAGUAAUAAAUGUGUGAAAUCGUCCAGCAACAUCGCUAAACUUUGCCUAUUCAUUGGUGAAGAAAGUCUCAUAAGAGUAGAAAGCAGACUGGAAGACGCACCUCUUAGCUACCAUGCAAAAUUUCCUUGUAUCAUUCCAAAGCAGCAUUGAAUAGCGGAAUUGAUUGCGCGUGAUGUUCAUUACAAUAACACUCAUAGCGGUGAAGGGGAUACACUGAAUUUACUACGACAAAGAGUGUGGAUUUGCCAUGCUCGGUCUUUGGUGAGAAAAAUCAUCAACAAGUGUUUUGUUUGUCGAAAGGGGAAUGCUCCGACUCUCAGUGAGAAAAUGUCACCUUUACCAUCAUGUCGAUUAAUGGCGUACGAACCCCCGUUUUCGUACGUUGGAGCAGAUUUGUUUGGUCCAUUGUUUGUAAAACAAGGUCGAUAAACCCGAAGAGGCGGGGAUGUAUAUUUACAUAUAUGAGUACCAGAGCGAUACACUUGGAAGUAGCACCCUCAUUGGAAACGGACUAUUUUAUUAAUGUUCUUCGACUAUUUGUUGCAACAAAUUUGCAACAAAUUUUCGUGGAGCGGACUAUGAGUUGAAGAAGACCAUUGCUAAUUGAAGUGACAAUUAACUGACCGAUAAAUUAUCUCAGAGGGGGAUAAAAUGGAUUUUUCAUCUUCCAUAUGUCCCUCAUUUGUUGGUGUAUGGGAAAGAUUAAUCAAAGAUGUUAAACGUUCGUUGAAAGCGAUCUUGCGAGGAUCAUUACCAACUGAUCAUGUCUUAUAAGUAAGAGAUUAGUUAUUAGACGAUUUUCUACAAACAGGGACCGCGGAGCCAUUUUUGUAUUAGGCGGGCUUGUGUUCUGGGACCUCCAGAGCCCCGGAAAUGCAAUCAAAUUUACCAGUUGCCGUUAAAAAGUUUAUUAAUUUCCAAUCAUUUGUUUAGUCUAACCAGAAAUAAAUUGAUUGCUUGACUAUUGUUAACUGCAUGAUCUGAAAGAUUUCAGUAUUCUUAGUUUAUAAAAAUCACAUAUGUAUGGAAAAUUAUUGAGUGGGGGCUAAAGCCGCCCUGCUCUGCGGUCCCUGAAUUAAAGCUCUCCAUUGUCUGUAGGGCUAUUUGUAGGAGAGAAAAUAAGUAGCAAAAAAUCUCGUAUAAAUGAUCAACUUCUGUUAAGCCGCGACUUAUUUUGGACUAGCAUGAAUCCCUGUUCUUAUCUUAGUCACGACUUACUUUGGUCACGAACAAUGCGUCUUAAUUAAGCUACGACAUAUUUUCUGCUGUAUAAAUGACCCAUAUGAUUUAAAUGUGCAAGAUAUUGUGUCUCCUUUGUCACUCAUGGACGAACACGUCUUUGUAGUAGGCUAAUUUCACUUUUGUUUCAAAAACACCAUUUUGUAAAACAAGUACUUUUGCCGUUUGCCGUUUGGCUUCAUAUUUUAUCGAAUUGUAAAGAUAUGGAACUCUGUAUGUAUAAAGUUGCCCCAUGUAGUAGCUUCACUAGUGUAACCUCUUACAAAACGUUCCUGAUCAAGCAUGUACUUUUCAGUACUAACUGUUUUUUAUGUAAAGGUUGGUUUCUUAACAGUACCCAUGUGGAUCUCCCCGACUACUAAGACUUGAAAUAUAGCGUGGAUAUUAUACUGUGUUCAAAAUAGUUCAUAUUUUCAACCAAUAUCGUAAAGUUUGUCAUUGAGACAUAAUUAAAAUGUGCCAUUAAAUGACUUCAGUAUUCAGACGGAAAAGUGAUCUCAGAGAAUCAUAUUUCAAACUUUUUCUGAGGGAGUGUGCCCUCGUACCCUUCUUCUAGAAGGCUCUCACCUUCGGCGCUCGUUCGAUAAAAUCGACAGACAGCGGCCUGUUACUAAAACUUGGCAUCUCCUUAAUGGCACUGAGACGCUAUACGGUUUCAUAAAAACUUGUCUACGGAUAAAGAUAUUAUUUCCACGAUUGUUGAUCCACUUGACGUUACCUUGGAAACACCAUCACGCCAAGGAUUUUUUUUCACCGUCACUAUAUGCUGAUUUGAAAACCUUUUAACGAUCGCGUGUACACUCUACAGCGUGGUAAAAGAUUCUGUAUAUAAAAAUUUGCAUGGCUGCUGCAAGUGAGGACGGCGAUAGCAGUAACUGUUGUUUCCCGGUCACAAUAUUUUGUGGUGAUCAUGAUGUUGAAGUGAAUAUUCCUUGUGAAGCCACAGCACACGAAGUGAGUGCAAUUAUUAAAGGAACGUUCGGCGUACGUGGAUCAUUCCUAUUGCAGAUUAAAAAUUAUGAUGACAGAAAAGCGUUGAGAUCUACGGAACCUCUGAAAAGUCUUUACCUACAUUGUUCCUCCACUAAGGCAGCUGUGUUGGAAAGAUACAAAGAUUUUAUUUGGGAAGUCCGAGGCUCAAGCUGUAAGUAUAUAUUGAGUAGUAUUGUUUUGAUCAAUGACAGUAACCCAUUCAUGUUUAUAAGGAUGGUAGCCCUUAGAACUGCCCUUGCAUGUUCUCAAUGCAAUGCAUGGCAGCAUUUGAGUGAGGUGGAAACGAAAAUUAAUAGACAGCUUGUUCAAGCAAGAAUUGAAUAUUUGAGUUCGGAGUCUGAAAUAUCAUGUGAAUAUAACGGUUUUAUAUAUGGCUGAAUGGAAUAAAGAAUGAUGAAUACCCAAAAAUGAAUGAAUAACUAAAGUAAUUAAGUCGAUGAGUUUGGAAACAUUUUUAAUGAAUAUCAAUAUGGUCAAUAUAACUGUUAUAAAUUCUGCUUCAUCCUCUGAAAACGACUCUGACUCCGUUCCUCCUUUAGCUGUUUUAAACGAGCAUAUCGUCAAUAAAGUAUGAGAAUAAAAACGUGUUUUAUAUUAUCGACAUUUAUAGCGCGAGUCUUAUCAUGCAGAUAUGACUUGAUAAAACUAGUUCAUUAAUAAUUCUAAGGCCAGUAAUUGUGUGUAUAGUCAUUCAAUUGAUUCAAACUACAGCUAAUCCCCGGUCAAUUGCCGUCUUCAUUUCACUGAUGAACAACAACGCCUAUUCUUUGAAAAAGUCGUUUACUUAAGCCCGCCUCUAUUAUUGCAUGGAAAAGGCGCUUUUUGGACUGGAGUUAUUGAUAACAUACAGCUUAUAGUGGAUUAACUAUUGUGUAAAUAUUGACUCGGUAACAUGUACUUUGUUUAAUUAAAUCAGUUUUCAUGUUUUAUAACCAAUUUGUUAUGGAGUUAUGGGUACCAGGCUGACACUUCGCGAGGCGCCGUUUCAGUCAAAAAAUAUGGUCAGGGGCCUCAGGGCUGCUAGCUAUAUAUAUAUACACUAAACUUUAAGACUAGAAUGCGCAUGUACAAAUAGAUUUAUUUAAUAGUAUAAAUAAAGCCUCUUUAAUAUGAUAUCAAUAAUAUGUCUCUAUUAUAGACUUUAAUAUAUCUUUAAUACAUAAAUAUUAUGUUCCUUUUAACUGUGAAAAUUUACCUGUAAUUUGUAUAUAAUGCUGGCAUUUCUGUUUACGCAUAUUACAAAUUCGCGCAAUAUACUGUGCCAUACCGCGGGGAUUAGUUUAUUUGAAUACAUCUUAAAUUGACAUUUAAACUGACAAUUAUUAGGUCAUCGUCUCUUUCGAAUGUGCAUAACGUAGUAGCUGAUAAACUGCUGUAAUAUAUUGUGUUUGCAGAUCAACGAGGAGGUGAUGCACUCUGGUAUUACCAAAGCCAAAAACUCAGGCCUGAAGAUUGGAAAAAGAUAGUAGAAAAUAGAUCGAAACCACUUGAUUUUCCUCCUUAA
Messenger RNA from Paramuricea clavata, 7018 nucleotides. The record is from the annotation of a GenBank genome assembly. NCBI's taxonomy places the organism in Eukaryota, Metazoa, Cnidaria, Anthozoa, Malacalcyonacea, Plexauridae.